UUAUCAUUUGCUACCUAUAUGGUUACGCGAUGGAGAAUGUUGCUUGGCAAACAAAUCAUUUUCCAUGGCAAAGAGGUUAAAUCAAGUUGCAAGUGCAGAAGGCCUUCAAGUUAAUGAGAUUGCACUUGAGGAGCUUGCAGAAAGGGUGAAUGGAGAUAUGCGUAUGGCAUUAAACCAAUUACAAUAUAUGAGCCUUUCAAUGUCGGUCAUUAAUUAUGAUGAUGUAAGACAGCGCCUUCAAGGAAGUGCGAAAGAUGAAGAUAUUUCACCAUUCACUGCUGUGGAUAAGCUGUUUGGCUUUAGUGGAGGAAAGCUGAGAAUGGAUGAGCGGAUUGACCUCAGUAUGAGUGAUCCUGACUUGGUCCCUCUUCUUAUCCAGGAAAACUACAUUAAUUAUAGGCCAAGUUCAAUUGGUAAAGAUGACAAUGGGAUGAAACGUAUGAGCUUGAUUGCACGUGCUGCUGAGUCUAUUGCCGAUGGAGAUAUAAUAAAUGUGCAGAUUCGAAGAUAUCGACAGUGGCAGCUCUCUCAAACUGGUUCUCUGUCAUCCUGUAUCAUUCCUGCUGCAUUGUUGCAUGGAUCAAGGGAGACACUUGAACAGGGUGAACGGAAUUUUAAUAGAUUUGGUGGGUGGCUGGGAAAGAAUUCUACAGCGGGCAAAAAUUUGAGGCUGUUGGAGGAUCUGCAUGUUCAUUUCCUUGCUUCUCGUGAAUCUAAUAUGGGGAGGGAGAUGCUUCGACUUGACUACCUUACAGUUCUUCUGAAACAAUUGACAGAUCCUCUUCGGGUGCUGCCUAAGGAUGAAGCUGUUGAGAAGGUUGUGGAGUUCAUGAAUGUAUACUCACUAAGUCAGGACGAUAUGGAUACCAUUGUGGAGUUAUCAAAAUUUCAGGGGCAUGGGAAUCCAUUGGAUGGCAUACCAUCAACUGUUAAAGCAGCUCUGACAAGAGCAUAUAAAGAAGAAAGCAAAUCAAGGAUGGUACGAGCUGCAGAUUUAGUCACACUUCCUGGAAAGAAAAAGGCCCUUAAGAAGCGUGUUGCAGCGAUUUUAGAACCUUCUGAUGAUGGUCUAAGAGAGGAAAAUGGUGACGUGCUGGCUGAAAGUGAAGAAGAAAACUCAUCUGACACAGAGGAUAUGGAAGGAACUGGUAAUGGCGAGAAGCUGCAGUCUGAGCUUCAGAGUUUAAAUUCAAAAGGAAUCCAAGUAGAGGUGGAACUGAAGUGCGGGAAGGAAAGUUCAAAGUCUAAGAAGACGCCUACAGGAAGAGGAAAAGGUGGGUCUGCAUCUACCGAGAAAAAACCAGCGGGCAGAGGGAGAGGCAGUUCUGGUUCCUCGGAGAAACCUGGAGCUAAGAGAAAGAGAUGAAAUUAUUACUGUAAACCCUUGCAGUUGUGUAAAGUUUUGCUUGUUUAUGACAAAUGGAGGUACGCUUCCUUCUGUGAGCUGUAAAACUCCUUUUGAAGGUUGCUUGUUGACUGUUGGUAGCAAAUGUUACUGUGGUAACGCCUUCCUUUUCAGUACCACAGAUUUUGUAGAUCAGAUUUUGGAUAAUGUUUGAAAUGGGAUGGUUUGCUUGGAAUUUUAUCAUCACAAC
Messenger RNA from Populus euphratica (Euphrates poplar), 1595 nucleotides. RefSeq names its product replication factor C subunit 1-like. Gene Ontology annotation, molecular function: DNA binding; ATP binding; DNA clamp loader activity. Gene Ontology annotation, cellular component: DNA replication factor C complex; nucleus. Gene Ontology annotation, biological process: DNA replication. The coding region runs from base 65 to 1366 and encodes 433 amino acids. The transcript has 12 exons. Lineage: Eukaryota; Viridiplantae; Streptophyta; Magnoliopsida; Malpighiales; Salicaceae. The record is from RefSeq and is a predicted model, not a curated record.